AUGGCGCCUUCAGCCCUGCCCCUGGCCAGGGGGCUUGGUCCCCUCCCACGACCGCAGGGGCUGGGCAGUGAAGGGCAGACGGGGGGCCGCUCCUGCAAGCUGCUCCCCGACGGCCGCAGCCUGAUCGUGGGGGGGGAGGCCAGCACCCUCUCCAUCUGGGACCUGGCGGCCCCCACGCCCCGCAUCAAGGCCGAGCUCACCUCCUCGGCCCCUGCCUGCUAUGCCCUGGCCAUCAGCCCUGAUGCCAAAGUCUGCUUCUCCUGCUGCAGCGACGGCAACAUCGUGGUGUGGGACCUGCAGAACCAGACCAUGGUGAGGCAGUUUCAAGGCCACACGGAUGGUGCCAGCUGCAUCGACAUCUCUAAUUACGGCACCAAGCUGUGGACAGGGGGACUGGACAACACUGUGCGGUGCUGGGACUUACGGGAAGGCCGUCAGUUGCAGCAGCAUGACUUCAGCUCCCAGAUCUUCUCCCUGGGGUACUGCCCAACGGGAGAGUGGCUGGCGGUGGGCAUGGAGAGCAGCAACGUGGAGAUCCUGCACGUCACCAAACCAGACAAGUACCAGCUGCACCUCCAUGAGAGCUGUGUCCUCUCCCUCAAAUUCGCCUCCUGCGGGAAGUGGUUCGUGAGCACUGGGAAGGACAACCUGCUGAACGCCUGGCGGACGCCCUACGGAGCCAGCAUCUUCCAGUCUAAAGAGUCCUCCUCGGUGCUGAGCUGUGACAUCUCCCUCAAUGACAAAUUCAUCGUUACGGGCUCUGGCGACAAGAAGGCCACAGUGUAUGAGGUGGUGUACUGAGUCCACAUCCCUCACCCUCCCUCCUCCAUCAGGGAAGGGGCCAGGCUUUCUCCAAAGCCACCACAGGGGGGGAGACCUCCUGUGCGGGCCAUCCCUCCCGCAGCCCGGCUUGCAUCCUCCUCCUCUUCCUCGUCCUCUCAGUCCCCAAGCCAAGGCCCAGGCCAUAGCUCCACUCCCUGCCCGGGGAGUGAUGGGCAGAGCUGGGGGGUUGGGGCACUGGGGUCAGGCGUCCCCCAGGCCCGGCAGGGGCUGG
This is a messenger RNA of Calidris pugnax (ruff), 1054 nucleotides long. Its product is annotated as transducin-like enhancer protein 1. NCBI's taxonomy places the organism in Eukaryota, Metazoa, Chordata, Aves, Charadriiformes, Scolopacidae. Gene Ontology annotation, cellular component: transcription regulator complex; nucleus. Gene Ontology annotation, biological process: regulation of DNA-templated transcription; negative regulation of canonical Wnt signaling pathway. The record is from RefSeq and is a predicted model, not a curated record. Bases 1 to 801 code for a protein of 266 amino acids. Gene Ontology annotation, molecular function: protein binding; transcription corepressor activity. The transcript has 6 exons.